AUGGAAGGCUUACCUAGUCGGACGCAACUUAAAGGAAACAUGUUGAACUUUUUGAAGUCUGGCAAACGGAGCAAAAACCGAUACAUAUCCACUGAAACAGACCCGAGUUAUGAAGACCCAUUUGGGCUUCAGCGACACAUGGUUGAUAGCGAACCAUUGUGCCCGCUGACAAAACGACAUGACACACUUGAGACAACCGAGGAACUAAGCGACAAACGGGACUGCAGGAGAACUAAACUAGGGGCGGCAGCUGAGAGUUUCGGUCUCUUGCAGGGAUUCCUGGGAGACGGCUACAGGCGGCACUGCCCUAUAUGCGGCAAGGGUUUCGACCAGCCCUACAACCUCCAGCGACACAUCCGUACACACACGGGGGAGCGGCCGUACCCAUGCCCCUUCUGCCCGUACGCUGCCUCCGAACGCUCGCACCGCAAGUCCCAUGUAGCCCGCCGCCACCGUCAGGAGUAUGCCACUUGGACCGAGUAG
Molecule: messenger RNA, 483 nt
Organism: Penaeus chinensis
Lineage: Eukaryota; Metazoa; Arthropoda; Malacostraca; Decapoda; Penaeidae
Product: zinc finger protein 672-like
Exons: 4
Coding region: 1-483 (160 amino acids)
Biological process (GO): regulation of transcription by RNA polymerase II
Molecular function (GO): DNA-binding transcription factor activity; RNA polymerase II cis-regulatory region sequence-specific DNA binding
Source: RefSeq, a predicted model, not a curated record